CCUUCCCGUGGGUAGAGCUUGGAGCGGCCGGGCUCCGGCCCCGCCCCUAAAUUGUGCUCUUGGGUUCCCGGUGUCCAGUCUCUGGAAAGGUGGGUCACCUGCAGGCGGGCGCUGACUUCUAAGCUGCCUCAGAACGUAGUGUCGCAGGUGGCUGCUGGGGCUGACACCCAACACUGCGAUGGAGCUGCGUGUCCCCUUGCCGCAGUCUCACCAGGCCGAGCUGGCUGGGCCGCGGAGCCGCACUCCCUACCCCUAACCACGCUGUGGCCGCGCUGUGGCCUUGGCUCAGAGGUACUGGAUCAGGUCGGUGUCUGCCAGAUGCCGAAGAGUUGGUGCAAGCUACCUGCAAGAUAGCCUAAACUUUCCCUAGGGAUCCCUCUACCAGCCCGUUAGAGCGUGUUGUGAAUUUCGCCAGAUACCAGAAUAAAAUACUCCCUCCCUUCUGGGAUAUUAUGACUUUUCUCCUUAAACGUUGACGAAAAGACUGGGAACUAUCUUGAUUUGAGUCUGGGAUAAAGACUAGCAAAUGAGAAAGCUAUGUCUUUGCGGUCCUUCUCUAACACUUCCAGAGGAGCUUCGUUCCUAACAUUUUUCUAGCCAUCAGAUUUCUCCAGAGCAAUGACCCAGAAGACGUAAUCAGUUCACGAUUAGAGUGACAUUGUUCCCAGAGCCCCCAAAAUGGCAGCUAAAAUGGAGAUAACUUUGAGAACCCACACUGAGAAUUCUGACAAGCAAGACAGACACAUAAUAAUGAAGCUGGAAGAAAAACGUGGCCCCCCUCAGCAAAAAGCCUAUCCUGAUCCCGAGCUUUCCCGCCAGAGCUUCAGACGCUUUUGCUAUCAGGAGGUGUCGGGGCCCCAGGAAGCGCUCUCCUGCCUUCAGCAGCUCUGCAAGCAGUGGCUGCAGCCUGAACUACACACUAAAGAGCAGAUUUUGGAGCUCCUAGUGAUGGAGCAGUUUCUGGUCAUCCUACCUCCAGAGAUCCAGGCACAGGUCUGGCAUCAGUAUCCAAAGAGCAGCAGGGAGAUUGUGACUCUGGUGGAAGAUCUGCACAGAGCAUCCAAAAAACCAAAGCAGUGGGUGACCGUCUGUAUGCAAGGGCAAAAGGUGCUCUUGGAGAAAACAGGAGCUCAGCUUGUAGAACAAGAACUUCGAGACUUCCAACCCCAAGCUCCUAGAAGAGAUAUUCAGGAGAACUCUCUGGAAGAGCCUUCCUGGGGAGGAUCUCAUGAGCAGCUGAGUCCCCACCAUUGGGAGAAGUCUCUCCUCCAGGAACCAGUCCUCAGAUUGACUGAGACAGAGUCCUCCAGAAUGAGAGGUGACAAGGAAAACCCGCAACAGGAGAGAGCAAGACAUGGAAGACCUAAAGGGGGUACCCUGCACAGCCCUCAGCCAGGAGGGGUGACUGCAAGUGAUGCCCGAUUGUUGCAAUGGCAGGUCAGAGCCCCACAAUCUCCCAAGUCACUUGCCCACUACCAGAGACAUUGCAGAGAGCUGGAACAUAUUAGCAGCCCCCUCCGAGGCCACCCGCUGAGAGAGUUAAAGAAAAGCAGGGGAGGCCGAAGAAGCCUGAGCAGCCUUCUGCAGCAUCUUGGUCACCAGGCAGCCCACCUAGCCAAGAAACCUUACAGCUGUGACGACUGCGAGAAAAGCUUCCUGUGGAAUUCAGAGCUAAAGCGACACAGGAGAGUGCACACCGGGGAGAGACCCUACAUCUGUGGGGAGUGUGGAAACUGCUUUGGGAGGCAGUCAACUCUGAAACUGCACCAGAGAAUCCACACUGGGGAGAAACCAUACCAAUGUGGCCACUGUGGCAAAUGCUUUCGCCAAAGCUCCAACCUCCACCAGCACCACAGGCUCCACCACGGGAACUGAAGUGCUGCUGUGUGCUGUAGAGUCUUAGGGAAAGGCUACCAACGGAGCAAGUGGCCCUUGGGAAGGGAUGGGUGAAUAAUCAACUGGUUAGGAGCUCACAAGCAGGCUGAUGGGGCCUGACUGUAAGGAUAGCUGAUCUGGGUGCAGUCUCGGCAGAGUGGGACUAGUUAUUGAGCAAUAGUCAGGAUGAGCUGCAAGUAGCUUUAAUUAAUCAGUCCUUGUCUUGUGAAAUAGUUGUUUUUUAUGUGCACACUUGAGCAUUGACAAGAAACCAUUCACCAGAGUCCUCUAACGUUUUUUGUGGUAGUGCUAGUGGUGGUGGGUUUUAGUUACUUAUUUAUUUUUAAGACCAGUUUUUCUACAUAGCCCUGGCGGUGCUAGAACUCACUCUGUCGACCAUGCUGGCCUGGAACUCAGAAAUCCACCUGCCUCUGCCUCCCAUGUGCUGGUAAAAAGGUAUGCGACCCCACACCCUGCUGUAACAAACUUAACAAAAGACAAAU
Messenger RNA from Mastomys coucha (southern multimammate mouse), 2378 nucleotides. It is a transcript of the gene Znf174, whose product is annotated as zinc finger protein 174. NCBI's taxonomy places the organism in Eukaryota, Metazoa, Chordata, Mammalia, Rodentia, Muridae. The coding region runs from base 679 to 1875 and encodes 398 amino acids. The record is from RefSeq and is a predicted model, not a curated record. The transcript is spliced from 3 exons.